Messenger RNA from Solenopsis invicta (red fire ant), 4100 nucleotides. RefSeq names its product WD repeat-containing and planar cell polarity effector protein fritz (gene frtz). The coding region runs from base 1 to 3747 and encodes 1248 amino acids. Gene Ontology annotation, cellular component: axonemal basal plate. Gene Ontology annotation, molecular function: protein binding. The transcript is spliced from 15 exons. The record is from RefSeq and is a predicted model, not a curated record. Lineage: Eukaryota; Metazoa; Arthropoda; Insecta; Hymenoptera; Formicidae. Gene Ontology annotation, biological process: establishment of protein localization; nervous system development; cilium organization.
AUGUUCGCGUUAACGGGAGAAGUCAACUUUUGGACUUUCGACGACAAUAUAAACAUAGAAGUUACGGAUUUCGGCGCAUUUAAAUACCACGAUAAACGUAUCGAUGGCACGUACGAGGAAGGCAAAAGAUCCUAUUGUCAGGAGCGUGGCAUGACUUACGUCCCGGAAAAUAAAAAGGGAAACAAAUUGAAACAUUCCAUUAAGUACUUAGAGGAUCAACUUAAAGACAAUUCUGUAAUUUAUUGUCAAUGGUAUGAUGAUUCUAUUGUGCAAUUAAUGCUCAGCAAUGGUUUAUUGGUGCAAAUACAAGUUUGUCUCUUAAGUGGCGAUGUACGGCAAAUUAAUUUUGAUAAAUAUCUUGUGGGGAAGUUAUCUGAACAUAUAUCUGAUGUAAUUAUUACUAAAAGUCAUUUGGUUUGUACGUACAAUGAUAAUCUGGUGACAUUGGUGUAUUUUACAAAAUCUAAAACGCAUAUCUUUGAUAAGAUCACCAAGUUGGAACCUAAGUUAAUCACAACAGACUUAUUUAUACCUAACGGACGCAGAUUGGAUAAGAAGAUUCAAGUGAAUAAGUCUGCUAAUUUGAUAUUGAUUUGGCGAAAAUCUACAAUGAACGAAGUUUACCCUUGGAGUCCUGCCAUGAAACAAUAUCAUCGAGCAAACAUGCAUCUCUUUCAGCUUACAGGAACAAAGUUAGAAUUAUUAUGUUACAUACGUACUGAGUUUGAUCCCUUGUGUAUUACAUUUGAUGCAUGCGAUGACAAUAUUAUUCAUUCUGUAGAGCAAAAGGUCUCAAGGAAGGGAGAAGUUACCGUAGAAUGGCGUACAUACGAAGUUUCUCGGCAGAAUAAGUUAAAGAGAAUCGCCGUGAUUUCCGUACCAUUGCCAACGCACACAAGUUGUGUGAAAUUUUCACCUAAUCAGGAAUUAUUACUUCUAUGUUGCAUCGAUGGCACUAUCAUGAUGUAUGAUCAAAACAAAUCGACAAGCAUCAGUGUAAAAGCAGCUUUUAUACCUACUUUAGCCACUUGGCAUAGCGGCGGUAUGAUAUUCGUAGUAGGUAACGACAGAGGCCAAUUUCAACAUUUUGAUAUCACUUUAACGUGUAUCAAAAGUCAGAUAUUGAGCGACGAGGCAACACCAGCGAACAUUCUUGACUUAUCAUCGUAUUUUCGAAAUCAACAUGCCUUGCUACACAUGGAAUGGAACAAGAAGAGCGAGCCAAAUCAGUUUCGUUAUUACAACAAUGGCAAUUCUUUGUUCCUGUUACUUUUCGAACGAGGACCGAUUGGCGUCAUUAAAAUGAUCGAAGGCGAUACUUUCUCUGGGGACGAAUUAGUCAGAAGAUAUUUGUCAGAGUCUCGGGCAGACCAAGCGACUUCCUUGCUGCUGUCGAUGAACUGGGAUACGCAUCCACGCGUGUGCAUGCAUUCGCUCAAUCAAAUAUUAAAUUAUUUAUUCAAGUUACCAUUAACAAUGGAACGCGAAGGUCUAAUACAGAAUGCAUUGGGCAGUUUUCAUGUACCUAUUAAACCAAUAAGCCAAGCUGUUGAAGAAGAAUAUGGAGAUGAAGUAAGAGAUUUGACGAGACGAUUCUUCCAUCAUUUAUUAAGAUAUAAAAUGUUCGAGAAGGCUUUUCGAUUAGCUAUUGAUCUAAAUGAUCACGAUCUUUUUAUGGACAUACAUUUCUACGCUGUGGUUUUGAAUGAUAUGGAACUGGCGAUUGCGGCUAAAGAGAAAGCUGAAAGUAUCCUAAGCAGAUCAAACAGUUGCAAUGGCUCGCAUUCCACAUGUUCAAGAACAUCAUGUUCCAUAUGUUCCGAUUCGAGCAAUGAAAAGGGAGAGGAGGAAGAGGAGGAAGAAAACGAGGAGGCCGAGGAAGAAGAGGAAGAGGACGAUGAAGGAGAAGAGGAGGAGGAAGAGGAGAUAGAAGCAACGUACAGUGAAGACAGCGAAGAUUCUCAGAAGGAAGAACGACCACAUCUGAAACGGUCGAAAAAGCAUUACAGAAAAGCCUCCAGUUCAAGUCAGAUUCCACCCUUGCCAAUUAUCCAUCCUCAUCAUACCACGAAGAGCACACUUUGCGCGUCCUACAAUAAUAUUCCGUCCACUACUAAGACUGACUACAUCUUAGUACCUUCGUCCUUCGAUUCCUCCGAUAACAUUUUAACCACUCCGUUUAAUCACCCCUCGCACAUUUCAAGUCCAUUUCUAGCAUCGACUUCUUUUAAUAAAUCGUUGUACAGUGCACACUCAAACUUUAUGCCGACUAGCGCGAUGAACGUCAUUGACAGUUCUCAGGUGUUUAACAAUGCAUCGGACGACUUGAUGACUACGUCAUUUGGCAGUAUUUCUCUUACUGAAUCGGAGGUAGCGGCAGAUGAUCGAUCUGGUAAUAAUUUCGACGAAAAAUCGUAUAACAAGUCGUUACUUAACGAAAUAUCAUAUUCUUUCAAUGGUUCCGCCAACGCAGGAACAACUUGCGCGCAAGACGACAGCUUCAUUUCUACUCCUUUUAAUAAGCCAAUAUAUGAAUCGGAGAAUAUUCAAUCUGAUUAUCUGACGAGUUGCUUAAACGUCGAUAAUAAUAUUAUGUCGACAUCAUUUAGUACUCGAAUUGCUAGCACUCCUGUUUCACACAGUAAUUCUAUUAAUGCACUAACAGCGAACAAUAAUACCGAAACAACUUCCAUGUUACGAAGCGCGAAAUCCUCAAAAAUAUCUGAUAAAUUAUUAACUAAAAUUGAUGCUAAUGCUCAUACGACGGAUCAAUUGUCUCUUCCGGAUAGUAUUUGUAACAAUCUGAUGUCUACUUCGUUUAAUUAUUCUGAAGGAUAUGCGACUCAUGAAAGUGAGGAUAUUGCGUUUCCCAACAUGUUUAACAACGAUCAAGCCAUUAAAUUACAACAUCCUGUAAUGGAGGAAAGGGAAACGAGCGUCACUAUUCCACCGCCACCGCCACCUUCUCUGAUAAAUUCUCUCACUAAUUAUCUUCAUGGUUUACCCAGAAAAAAUUAUCUUUUAUCUAGCAACACUCAAGGUUUACCGAAUAUUAAAGAAUCAGAGAAAUUUGUGUCGAACAAAACGCACGUGCCGUCGCGCAUUUUGCAAAAGCAGAAUACCACGACGUCCAAUAUCCCUGAGAACCAGAAAAUGUCUCCAUCUUUUAAGACAUAUAGAUACAAUUACGAUCUAGAUUACAUACCAUUUCACGAUACUCGUGACGAUACAGACUUACAACUUUCGCAAACAGUUAGCAGAAAGUUUCCCUCGCGAAACUUUCAUCCCAGCUACAGUAUACAACAUGGAUUAUUCGAAAAUAGAUACCUGUCGAGAUCUUCCCAAAAUAAUACGAAUCGAGAAACUAAGAUGUUUUCUAAUGUACCACCUCUGCCUGUAAUUAACACAUCUAUUGCCAAUUCAAAGAUUUGCUCCACGUGUCCAUCGUUCACCGAUAUGCCGAGUUCUCUCUCUAAUGAAAAGCCAAAAGUGAAGUUUUCGGAUACCGUUACUCAUAUACUGGUACCUGGCACAACUCAAUACAGACAGAAACGAUCUUCUGCACAAACACACAUAACGGAUCCCAAACGUGAACUAGCUGAAAGUCUUCCACUUUGCUUGGGUAAUGAAGAUUACCUUAAGGAUUUUCAACCAUUAUGUAAAAAUGACGUGGAUGAAAAAGUAAAAGAAUCUCCGAAGACUGAUGACAGUACAAAGAUUAAGGUCGUGCAUUUUGGUUUAUUGUAAACAGUAUUAUUAAAAAAAAUAAUAAAUGUAUCACACAUACGCGCGCGCGUGCGCACGAAUUAAUGAAAGUGCAAGAAGAGCAAGAAAUGAAACGGAAACCCGACAUUAUUUAUGAUAAAAAAUAAUUUACUUUUAUCUAAUUUUAAUCUAGUUGCAAGACAGGUAAAGGGGUACAACGGAUGACAGUCUGGAUCCCAUAGGCGGAUCUUCAGUAAGGAGAAUCCACCUCUUCUUGUUAAUAAUAAAAACAGAUAAAAAUAGCGUGAAAUAUCUUAUUGAGAUACUUUUAUAAAAUUUGUAUAUAUUGUAUAAUUGUCUUAGACAAGUUAACAAAGAAACUUUUCAUCAAUUAA